CUUAAACCACUACCGUCAAGAUGCAUUUGAUGUACACUCUCGACGACCAGGGGAAGCGAGUCUAUACCCUUAAAAAAGUACUCAACGGGCAGGUGACAAAGUCUGCACACCCAGCCCGAUUCUCACCAGAUGAUAAAUACUCCAGACACCGAGUCACUCUCAAAAAACGAUAUGGAUUGCUACUGACACAACAACCCGAGCCGAAAGUGUAAAAGUUCUUUGAUAACGAGUUUUGGCGAAUGGCGUUGAAUCAUACCUGUUGGGUGGGAGAAAUGUCUACGUUAUCUAGUGGUAUCCAUAGUUCUGGAAAUACAUUUCUUGUUUGAAUACGA
This is a messenger RNA of Coccidioides immitis RS, 332 nucleotides long. RefSeq names its product H/ACA ribonucleoprotein complex subunit 3. Gene Ontology annotation, molecular function: box H/ACA snoRNA binding; telomerase RNA binding. Gene Ontology annotation, cellular component: box H/ACA snoRNP complex; box H/ACA telomerase RNP complex. Gene Ontology annotation, biological process: snRNA pseudouridine synthesis; rRNA pseudouridine synthesis; ribosome biogenesis. The transcript has 4 exons. Lineage: Eukaryota; Fungi; Ascomycota; Eurotiomycetes; Onygenales; Onygenaceae. The coding region runs from base 21 to 212 and encodes 63 amino acids. The record is from RefSeq and is a predicted model, not a curated record.